AUAAACUAUAGGGAGAGAUAUCAAUGAAGAAAAAUGAAGAUUUGGAAACAUAAAUAUUUCUCAUUCAUUAGUUGCAGGGCAACCUCUGCAUCAUUCAUGGCUUCCCGAGAGAGAAAACCCAUCAUCCUUUCCUCCUCUUUUCUUCUUCUUCUUCUUCCAACUUUGGCAGCAAAUCCAUACUCCAUAUGGUCUCAAAGCUUCGACUCCUUCAACUACUCUGUGAUCUCGGAAUUCGCCUUCCUGCACAACGCAACGAUCAACCAAGGAGUUCUUCUUGUAACGCCUGAUAACUUUGGAAAUAGCCUCGGUGAGCCGUACCAGUCGGGAAGAGUCAUGCUCAAGAAGCCCUUCAGGCUAUGGAAGAAUAAGAGUUCCUCUGCCUCUUCGAAAACUGUAGCUUCCUUCAACUCCACCUUUGUUUUCAACACCUUUCGCUUGGGUCGACCAGAGAGCGAAGGCCUGGCUUUCAUGAUUGCCCUUGAUUUCGAAAUCCCAACAAAUAGCGAUGGGCAGUGGCUCGGUCUCACCAAUUCCACACUUGACACGAAUCCUGUUAACCAGUUUAUUGCGAUAGAGUUCGACACUGCUAAACAAAGCUUUGAUCCUGACGACAAUCACGUUGGGGUCGUUGUGAACAGUGUUAUUUCGAUCAAGACUGCCUCACUUACGCCUCUCGGUCUGAAUUUGACAGAGGAAAAUGGUGCGAGUUUCAUAGCUUGGGUUGAGUAUGACGGCUCAAAUCGAUCAAUAAAAGUUUUUGUAGAGAAGGAAGCAAAGGGAGUGAAGCCUGAGACUCCAGUGCUUUCCUACGACAUAGACGUAUCGAAAUAUAUCAGCGAAACUUCAUAUUUUGGGUUCUCGGCUUCGACUGGAGAGAGCGCAGAGCUCAACUGCGUGCUAAAGUGGGAGAUAUCUGUCGAUGAAUUGCCUGAAGGGGCUUCUUGGAUUAAGAGGGGGAUGGUUAUUGGAAUUUCAUGUUUUUUUGUUCUGAUAUUCAUUGGAUUAUUGGGGAUUUUUAUUCACAGGAGGAGGAAGAGAUUUGUGAAAAUUGAAGAGAGAAGUUUUAAGAGCACGUUGAAGAGGCUUCCAGGAAUGCCAAGGGAGUUUGGGUUUGGGGAAUUGAAGGAAGCGACGGGUGGUUUUGCGGAGGAGUUGAAGCUUGGGCAGGGUGGGUUUGGGAGUGUUUACAGAGGGGUUUUGAAGAGAGAGGGAGAGCAAGAGAUGGUAAUGGCGGUGAAGAAGUUUUCGAGAGAGGCCACGCAAGGGAGAAACGACUUCUUGGCCGAGCUCUCAGUUAUCAAUCGCCUGCGCCACAAGAACCUCGUCAAAUUACAAGGAUGGGGUCACAGAAAAGGAAUGCUUCUCUUGGUUUAUGAUUGCAUGCCCAACGGAAGCCUAGACAAACAUUUACAUGGGCAUGGCUCCUGCCUAAGCUGGGAUCAAAGGUACAAAAUCCUUAGCAAUGUUGCCUCGGCAUUGCACUACCUCCAUGAUGAGUAUGACCACAAGGUAUUGCACCGUGACCUCAAGGCAAGCAACAUCAUGCUCGAUUCCGACUUCAAUGCACGUCUCGGUGACUUCGGUCUCGCUCGCAUACUUGACCAAGAGAAAACCUCAUAUGUGGAGGCAAAUGGUGUUCCUGACACUCUAGGGUACAUAGCACCUGAGUGCUUUAGUACUGGUAAGGCCACACGUGAGUCUGAUGUCUUUGGCUUUGGAGCUGUAAUCCUUGAGGUGGUGUGCGGUCGUCGCCCCUGUCACACCACACUCGUGGACCAUGUUUGGGCCUUGUAUAGAGAAGGACGUGUCCUAGAAGUAGUCGAUCAUCGACUGCACGGAAAAUAUGACCAAGAUGAUGCUCGACGGUUACUACAUCUAGGUCUUGCAUGCUCCCAUACUAAGCCCACAGAGAGACCUAGGACUGAGACUAUAGCUCAGGUUAUUGCUCGGUCGGUGCCGCCUCCUUAUGUCCCACCAUUUAGGCCACUACUUGAAUUGGAUGCCGGUUCAUCGACUGCAACCAGCACCAAUGGUUCCCUCUCGACCACUCAUCAAAUCAGCAGAGAGCACCACAGCACAAAAGUAAGAACUUAACUUCGAAGUCAAAGUCCAGGUGCUUUAAAUUAAUGAUGUAAGUACUUUACUUGGAAUGGAGUAUGGAAUUUGUUUUACCUCUUGUGGCAGGAUGAUUAUUUCCACUAAAAAAGAGACCACAAGGCAUAGGAACUAGCUGCAAGUAGGUAUGGGAAAUCGGUCGAGUUGACCCUCGGAUCCAACGGAUUGACCCGAUCACCCCACAUUUUACUGGAUUUGGAUUCAAAUAGUGAACCCAACAAGUUGGGUUUGGGUCCACUUGAACUUGAUCCUAACC
Messenger RNA from Amborella trichopoda, 2371 nucleotides. Its product is annotated as putative L-type lectin-domain containing receptor kinase S.5. The record is from RefSeq and is a predicted model, not a curated record. NCBI's taxonomy places the organism in Eukaryota, Viridiplantae, Streptophyta, Magnoliopsida, Amborellales, Amborellaceae. Gene Ontology annotation, molecular function: ATP binding; protein kinase activity; carbohydrate binding. Gene Ontology annotation, biological process: protein phosphorylation.